GCCCAAUUUCUUUUUGCUCCAUUUGGUUUUAUUCUGCCCUUAAAGCUUUGACCUUAUGAGACGGUAUCUGUAUAGACCCCAUGCACAAUUGCGCACCCUGACGGCGAACUUUUCGUCAGUUUCGAUUUGCACUGCAUCAUGGGACAGAAAUCGCCAUGUUUAGGUCAGCAGUCUCGGCGCCUCUUUCCGUACCGUGAGGUAACCGCCAACGUGAGCAUUCCGUGCUUUUGCGGCGUACGUGCGUGCCCCCAGCGUGCCCCGUCAUGAGCGAUGGCGUCUACCCCACGACUGGAUGGACGAGCAACUUGGCUCGGCUGCCGCGAAUCUCGUCUCUGGACCUUGCCCGCCUGGCGUCCUGCUCGGGAACCGAGAAGGGAGCUCGCCGGAGCUACAAGUUGGUUACGGAGAGCUACGUCGUGGCGUCGACAGUGUGCGCCAACUACGACGAAGAAAUGGCCUCCAGAUUCUUCUUGAGAGCCAGAUGCUUCAGGAGCCACAAGAAAACACAGCCACCCUACACCGUGAGCGCCACCAUCACCAAGGACGGUGAACUUGUUAACGGAUAUUGCGAGUGCCCAGCUGGGAAGCAAGCCUGGAGCCACCUCCAGGCCGUCCUGAAGACGGUAAUUUUGAUCCAAGGCAAGGGAUUCGCCAAGGCCCCAGCACAUCUGUCAUGCACAGAUCUGCCACAGCGUUGGAGAAGUCCGAGGGGCCAGGUCAUCAAAGGUUCAAGCGUGCAGGGUGUAGAUUGGCGGAGGGUGGGCAAAAGACGACAAGACUUGCCGCGCUCAUGUCGGCUGGACCUCAGCAAGGCUAAGGAGCGUACUGUCAGCCAAAAGAAAAGCGCCGCGCUCCAAUUCGCAAGCAGUUUGCAGCAGCUGGACGGGAAGACCUCCUUGGUAGCAGUGUUGGGAGCUGCAGAUCGAGCACAAUUGUGCAGCUCCAAGUGCGGCGAUGUGCUUGCUUGCUCUCCACUUGCCUACCAGCAGACACUUGUCCCAUUUGGAUUUUGCAUCUUGAGGAGCUGGAGGCACCUGGCCAUCUGA
Molecule: messenger RNA, 1046 nt
Organism: Ixodes scapularis (black-legged tick)
Lineage: Eukaryota; Metazoa; Arthropoda; Arachnida; Ixodida; Ixodidae
Exons: 2
Coding region: 264-1046 (260 amino acids)
Source: RefSeq, a predicted model, not a curated record